AUGAAAACUCUAUAUCUACUUUUCUUCUUACUUUCGCUAACAUCAGCAGAUUCUUUUCUGAAAUUGGGCUGUUACAAAUCUUCGGAUGUCAAACUGACCUUGGAUUAUUCUGAUGAAUAUACCUGGCAAACCUCUUCACAUUGUGAGUCCCAAUGUUCUGGUAAAAGAUUGGCUGCUCUUUCGGAUGGUAAAUACUGCUACUGUGGAUCUUCUGAUCCUGAUAAAAGCGACCAGGUGGAUGAUGAUAAGUGUGACACUCCUUGUCAAGGUUAUCCGGAUGAAAAUUGUGGUGGGGACAACUACUUUUUGAUUUAUGUUAAUUCGGACGCUGAUAAUGAGUCAAGCUCGAGUUCUAGUUCUAGUUCUAGUUCGAGUUCGAGUUCGAGUUCGAGUUCUUCGAGUUCUAGUUCUUCUAGUUCGAGUCCAUCCAGUUCCUCUAGUUCUUCUAGUUCAUCCAGCUCCUCGAGUUCCUCCAGUUCAUCCAGUUCAUCUAGUACAUCCAGUUCAUCCAGUUCAUCUACAUCUACAUCUACCAAAUCCAAAGAUAUGACUACUCUCGUUUCCACUAUCACCUCUGGACCAAGUGGCUCGUCGAGUCAAGCUUCGGUUAUUGAAAUUACAAAGACUGCUUCGGCCACUGGAUCAAGUGACUCUAAUACCAACGCCAACAGCAAUACCAACUCACACUCUGGCUCUAAAAAAUCAAUUAGUACCGGGGGUAUAGUUGGUGCAGUGAUUGGUUCAAUCGCUGGUGCUGGUUUAUUGGCUGGAGGAGUUUUCUUUUUCCUUUGGCAUCGUAAAAAUAAAGAUGGUAAUCUUGAUGAUAGUCAUGAUGAUGAAUUCACUCUUAGUGGGCCAGAAAAGUUUUCAUCCGAUUAUCAAAUUAACUCUCAUCCAUUCAAUCAUAAUUCAAACAACCCAAGUAACGGUAGUGCCGCAUUAGGGGCAAUGGGAGUGGCAAUGGCUCCGUCUGGUGGUGCCCGUAGAACACCAAGUUCAAAUCAUAAUUCUAAUAAUUCCAAUAAUCACAUCAAUCAUCAUAAUCAAAACUCGAGUGAUUUCAACCAUUCCUACAGUUCUCAUCUGAAUAAUGAUGAACCAUUUUCUAAUUUUGAUCAUAAUGAUGAUUUCAAUUUUAAUAGACCAGAAGAAUUAGGUAGAAGACGCUUAAGUGAUGGCUCAUUACCUGAUAUGAUUGCAAGAAAUCCAGGCUCUUUGAAAGUGGUUAAUUAA
Messenger RNA from Hyphopichia burtonii NRRL Y-1933, 1233 nucleotides. It is a transcript of the gene WSC2, whose product is annotated as Wsc2p. Gene Ontology annotation, cellular component: plasma membrane. The record is from RefSeq and is a predicted model, not a curated record. Bases 1 to 1233 code for a protein of 410 amino acids. NCBI's taxonomy places the organism in Eukaryota, Fungi, Ascomycota, Pichiomycetes, Serinales, Debaryomycetaceae. The transcript has a single exon.